Messenger RNA from Penicillium bovifimosum, 582 nucleotides. RefSeq names its product FAD-dependent oxidoreductase. NCBI's taxonomy places the organism in Eukaryota, Fungi, Ascomycota, Eurotiomycetes, Eurotiales, Aspergillaceae. The transcript is spliced from 2 exons. The coding region runs from base 1 to 582 and encodes 193 amino acids. The record is from RefSeq and is a predicted model, not a curated record.
AUGGUCGUUUCCACAUCUGAUGCCAUUAUCAUCAUCGGCGCAGGCGCUCUCGCACUUUCUACUGCAUUACAUCUCUCCCAACAAGGCUAUACCAAUGUUUCGGUAUUCGCCAAGGAGCAACAUAUUCCAUCUGGGAACUUGACACCUGUAAUAUACCAUGCAGCACAAGCCUCCGGCGUGCAAUUCUUUCUGGGCCAACCAGUCGACGGAAUAAUCUACGUUAGCACAUUGACCGGAAAAAAGAACGCCGGCAUUCGCACAAGGAAUGCCCAAUUCCAUUCCUCUUCGACGGUCAUUAUCGAAGCCGGGGCUGGUGAUGGUAGUUCACGGUCUGGAAUUGGCUAUGCGUCCGACUCCUUGGCUACCCCCCUUUCUUGGUAUUCUAAUACCUCGGACUCCUUGAUUGGAUACUGGCCACAAGAGGCUUCUUCGGUGAUACUGUUGCCACGGAUUUCAGGAAAGGACUCUCGGAUAUCGACCACACCUUCUGUUUUGAGUCUUUUGCAAGCAACGAGUGGACAAAAUGCGGUGGAGGCGGCGAAAUUGGUACAGAUUGUACCUCCGACAUUAUCGAGGUUAUAG